CCGUUGCUCCUUCCGCGCGGUUUCUUGCUCCAGUAUUCUGCAAGGCAGGCGCGGCCUAGCGUUAUUUCUGGGACGGGUGGAAGCAUCGAACCUGCAACUGAAACGCGUGAUUGGGCGUUCGCCAGUCCAACUCGACCGGUCGGUUUUGUGUCACGUAGUAGCGGGCUCGACUUCAUCGACCACGGCUAAACCUGCGUCUCAGUUCAAGCAAAACGAAUUGACUUUACUCUUCCAAUAUGACCGAGACGUCAGAAGAGCCACCCGCGCCCCAGAGCAUCCAAGCCCGCAUCGCAGCCCUGCGACUCGAACAAGUUGGUCGUGCACCAAGCUCCUCACCCGCCACGUACGAACAAGCAAAGAAGUCGAAACCGCCUCCGCCUCCCCUUCCCAAGAGGACACAGACCGCCAACAAUCCACCAACCACAAGCUUGAGCCAUGGUGUAGGAAACACGCCUGCCGGUCCGAGGACGAAUGGCAAGAAUCAACCGCCACCUCCUCCAGCGAGCAGAGAAGUGCUUCCCGCACCGGCGAUGAAGAAGUGGGAGGGAAGAGAUGCAGUACCUAGCCCUCCGUUGCCACCUCGGCGACCGAGCGAGAAGAGUGUGCCAGGUCUGCCGCCAAGGAGACCUUCCGAGCAGAGCAUUGGGCGCAAGCAGUCCGUGGAGAGUAUCUCGUCCGUAGCCUCCGGUCGAUCUUCCGUAUCUGCCCUGUCGUUAAAGAGCUCAAACACAAAUGUCGAUAGGCCGUAUCAAAGGGUCCGGGCUCCGGAAUAUGACCCUGCAAGUUUGCCCCCUCUGCCUGAAAAGAAGGCUACGAAGCAAGAUGAGGUAGCUUCGAGGGUGCCACUGAGACCGACUGUAUCAGCGCCCAGUGUGAAUAAAGUCAAUGGGAACGAGCCACCGCCGCUGCCGGGUCGGCCGCAGCUGCCACCGCGAACAAACACGGUCGAGCAGCAGCCCACUCUGCCAGCAAGGCCGAAAAAGAGCAUAUUGGAAAUGGGCUUCAACAAUAAGCCGACGGCACCUCCACCUGUUCCCGCCGGACGGCCAAGUAAUGGAGUAGGGGUGAAUGGAUUUGCGAACGGAAUUGCGAGUAAACUAUCAGACAAGCUGAGCGGGCGCGCUCCCUCGACCGCUCCUCCUCCUGCUUCGGAACCUGUCUCAGGACCUGCGGUGGGAAACGCCAAUGUGGUUGAGCUGAAUACUGCGACGUUCGACGACGUUGUUCUACGAUCAGGACAUCCUGUGUUCGUGGACUUCUAUGCGCCCUUCUGCAAAUACUGCAAGCAGCUCGACCCGAACUGGGAAAAACUUGCACAGAGCUACCAAAAUUCGAACGUUACCAUCGCGAAGAUCGAUUCGUACACUGAAAAGGAGAUUGGCGAGCGCUACAAAAUACAAGGAUGGCCGACCAUGCUCCUCUUUGAUGGCAAAGGCGGAGAGCCCGUUAAGUAUCCCUGGAACUAUGAACUGGAAUGGCUACACAAAUUUGUCAAGCAAGAAACUGGAAUCACACCUGGGGCGCCUCCAUCGUCGAGCUCUUCGUAUCCUACGCCUCCGCCCUCGAAUCCCUCCUCGCCGCCGCCUGUUCCCCUUGCGUCGCGACCCAAUUUGACAGAAUUGAAUAAGACCAAGCCUAGUGUUGCUGCGGCUUUGGCGCCACCAACAGCUGUCUGCCUCAAAUGCCGUGAUUUUUCAGGCCCAGAUCAACAUGCCACUCGCUUCCCCAGACAGUCUAUACCCAAUCAGGAUCCUAGAUGGUUAGGUCCGCAGUUGUGUGAUCCCUUCCCAAGUCACACUGACAAAGCACGAGCAAUAUUCACCUGGUUACAUCAUAAUAUCGAUUACAACGUUGCUGCUUUUUUCUCUGGCAAUUUGCAGCCUUCGACGCCUGCGAGUACGAUCGCCACGGGCCUAGCUGUAUGCGAAGGAUACGCCGGUUUAUUCACUGCAUUAGCUACUGCUGCAGGCUUGGAGAGCGUAGUCAUAGGAGGGCACGGAAAAGGCUACGGAUUCGAAUCGCUCCGUCCCGGGCAGCCGCUUCCUCGCCGCGAUCCCACCGGACAUGCUUGGAACGCUGUCCGCAUCGACGGCGGCGUUUGGAAGCUCAUAGACCCAUGCUGGGGAGCUGGAAACGUCAAAGGCCCUGGGCAGCCAUAUAAUAAGGAUUUCACGCCUUCGUGGUUCACCAUGUCUAAUGACGAGUUUGGAGAGCGUCAUUUCCCCGAAGACGAGCGUUAUUUUUUCCGCGAAGAUGGACGCCCCAAAAUCUCAUGGGAAGAAUAUAUCAUGUUCAGCGUUGGGCCAGAGGAACGCACUGUGUUCACACCGGCCAGGACCGAGCAUGGAUUCGACGAAAAGAGCUUCCUGCCGAAGGCGAAUGAUAUCGUCAAGCACGAUUAUGCGGCAGGACCGACGAUACGAUUUCAGUGGACGAAAAUUUGCCCGCACUACGACAUCGUCAAACAUCAUGGCCAGCAAUUCUUGUUCUUCAUGAAAGUCAACGGUGACGAACAGCGUGUUGCGCAGACGGAUGGGUUCCACUACUGGAUCGAUGUGCGAAGGGAGGAACUGCCGAACCCAGGAGAGGAGGUUACGAUUCAGUUCAUGCAGAAAUACAUGUUAAGCGAUGGUCAAUGGAGGGAGGGCAGAGGGUUAACGGAGCAGGAUCUCAAUAGAGGCAUGGGUGGCAGAGCUGGGUGGAGGAGCUGGAGUUGGAGUUAUCUUGCUAGAUGGAAAGUUAUUUAGGCGUGCUGUCAUGAUUUGGACGCAAACACUCUAUAAGAAGUGGGAUGCUAUUCCGAUACCCCAACCUAUAAUGACAUUUCAACCGCUUUGAUGAGAUCUUGUUCUCAAAUGUCUAUAGCGUUUGAAGCUACGUAGAACAUUCAGGCUCGCAUUGUGAGCGCCAAGGUCUGUUUACGGGGCGUACUCUGAAGAAUCGUACGCUGAUCAACGAAC
Messenger RNA from Verruconis gallopava, 2960 nucleotides. RefSeq names its product protein disulfide-isomerase domain. Bases 237 to 2747 code for a protein of 836 amino acids. The record is from RefSeq and is a predicted model, not a curated record. NCBI's taxonomy places the organism in Eukaryota, Fungi, Ascomycota, Dothideomycetes, Venturiales, Sympoventuriaceae. The transcript has 3 exons.